GUCAGUAUGCAUUCGUCCGGAUACGCAUUCGUUCGUAGCGCGCGCCCUGCGCGUCCAUCGUGCGUCUUCUGCGUCGCUCGUUGGACACCUCGAGCACGCUCACGUCAGCUUCGCUGAUCGCGCGGCAUCGCGCGCGUGAAAAAAGUCGAAAGUUUGAGAAGAAACGCGCGCUCGUGUUGCGUUACGAUGCGAUUGGAGUCCGCGCGUUAUUCCUCGAGAUAUCGUCGAGGAGCCUCGUCGAGCAGAGUUUGCUGAGAAUCGGACAGUUGCGAGAUCUCAGCAAGUCGUACGACUCGCGACUCGCGGCUCCCACGUGGCUCCCGAUACAACGCUCUCAUGACCGGGAGCAGCGAGCAAGUAUCAACAUGAUAAUUUCAUAUUUACUUUUGUCGUGAAUUCGAAGCCGAAUUCACACAAUUCCACGUUGGCCCGCCGCGCCGCCGCCGAGCGGCAAGCUGAUACUUGCCGCUGAUACUUGCAAGCUGGACUUGCUCUCAGCUCGAUCUCGACCGCGUGUGUCAAGAAUAUAAUUCUGGCGGACUCUGGUCGACGCGAUCAGUUUUGAUUAAACUGGGCGGCGAUAUAAUCUUUCGACGGGGCAAGGUUGGCGCCCCCCCCCCCCCUUCGCCCCGUCAUCGUCGGAGCGAUAUCGUUGCCGAGAACCCGAAGAACCCGAAGAACCCGAAGAAGAAGAAGAAGACCAGGCGUUUUCGUAACGUGCGCGCGCGAGAAUACACAUCGCGGGCAACACUCCCGGGUGAGCGGAGUUGCGUGAGAGCGGAUAAAAACGUCGCUUCGCGAUCUCGGCGGAAGCUGUGAGGUCUCUUCGAAGGUGCUCGGCCGGCCGGAAGUGAUCGUCGUCGCAUGUGAGAGAUCCGCUGCAGCGCAUCCGAGAAUGUUCCAACUGCGAGCGGCAAAGCGUGUGAAAAGCCUCGCGAGUGGAUUUGUUAAGCAGAAGAGAGAGAAGGGCAACCCUACUUUUCAAACUUGAGGACGGAGGGAGAAAGGGAAACUUUCUUCGAGUAUUCUCGGAGGUAAACAGUCCUGCCGAAGGCAGUGUGCGUCGGCUGGCCCACGUGGGAACUUCUUACGAAGUUGCAAAUUUUACAAUCCACGUGGGUGACUCGCAAAGUUUUCUCAAGAGAGGAGGAGCAGGCCGAGAGAUCGGUGACGAGAGCGCUGUGCGACGAACUGAAUGGAAAAAGUCCGUCACUCGAACUGAAGGUUCGCCGACGAGGACAUGAUAAAUAUUUUUUGUGGCGAGUUGUUUCUUUUUAUUUUUGUGGUGAGAACGACACGAUACGACAUCGAUACCGACGUCGGGGAUCGAUAAUAAGUCGCAUGCUCGCGGCGACGAUAUGAAACGAAAAAAUAUAUCCUCGUGCCAUCCAAUGUCCGCCGUCCAGCAUAUGCCGAUACAAGAUCUCAGUCGGAUUGGAUACGGGGCGAUUAACGGUGUGAGUGCUCAGAAUGCGAAAGUUCCCCAACAAGCUACCCAUUCGGGUGUCUCGUCGCAACUCGUUAAUUGGGUGUACUUGGCCGUCGCCGAGCAAAAUCCAUCGCAAUCGUCCGAUCAAAGCACUAGGUUACUACCGUCCAUGUGGAGCAAUUUUCCGACGAUGACGUCACAGCCUUAUAUACAAAGCACGGUGCCAAGGUGCCAAAGCACGUUGAAUCCGUCCGUACCCAUCAGGCCCAUGAGAAGUAACACAAUAGACAGCAUGGCGGACCUAACUGAACAAUUUACCGAGUUAACUGUAGCCGAUAGAAGACGGGCCAAGAGACCUCCGCCGGCAUACCUGUGUCAUUUGUGCUUUAGGAAAGGACAUUACAUCAAGGACUGCCCGCAGGCACGACCGAGGGGCGAGGGACUGACGCCGUACCAGGGUAAGAAGCGAUGCUUCGGCGAGUACAAGUGUCCGAAGUGCAAGCGCAAGUGGAUGUCGAGCAACAGCUGGGCCAAUAUGGGCCAGGAAUGCAUCAAGUGUCACAUUAACGUAUACCCGCACAAGCAGAGACCGCCGGAGAAGCCGGAUGGAUUGGACGUGUCCGACCAGAGUAAGGUUCACCCCCAGCAUCUCUGCGAGAAGUGCAAGACGCUUGGUUAUUAUUGCAGACGUAACCAGUUGUGAACCCAGACUUGGAAUAAAGCAAUUUGGAGCUACGUCGUUGACGACGUGCUCAUGUAUUCACUCGGUUCACUUUUUCUUCUUUCGAAUCCUCAAGCUCGAGAACGUAUGAUGCGCGUGUAUAAAUCUAUUAUUCGAUAUAUAUUAUUUGCAUAUGUACAUACUGACUUCGACGUCGACGUCGCGUCGACGAGUCGAAAAGUUUAGAAAUUGAAAGCUACAGGACAGCACCGGUAUCAUCCGAAUAUCAGCGAGAGUUCAUUUCGAUCGCGUAACAAACGUACGAAAUGAACUCUACAGUGAGUUCUGCAUAAUAACGUACAAGUCACGAGCUGCAAACAGUCUGAAGUGUGUGUGUGUGUCAAACUUUUACAUUCACUUGUACCCGCUAAAUGCCUAGGAAAAAUUUGUAAGAAUGUCGACGGAUUAUUUUAUUAUAAUUCGCAACAGCAACGACGAGGAAUUGAUCAAGUUUCAAUUCGAAUUCGCAAUUUGGCUUACACACAUUUGGCUGCUCGAAGAGUUCCCUUCGCGCAUGAUGUAAAGUUCAAAUGAUAAUGAUGCAGUAUUGAGGACUACGGCUGCGUUCCGGUAUCCGCUAGAAA
Messenger RNA from Harpegnathos saltator (Jerdon's jumping ant), 2734 nucleotides. RefSeq names its product zinc finger CCHC domain-containing protein 24. The transcript is spliced from 4 exons. Gene Ontology annotation, molecular function: nucleic acid binding; zinc ion binding. The record is from RefSeq and is a predicted model, not a curated record. NCBI's taxonomy places the organism in Eukaryota, Metazoa, Arthropoda, Insecta, Hymenoptera, Formicidae. The coding region runs from base 1359 to 2132 and encodes 257 amino acids.